AAAUCUCUCUCUUUCCGAAUUUUAGAAGAAGGGAGUAGUAUCGGACAUGACUGACUUUGACCUUUCAUUAUUCGCUGUUAAUAGUGCCGGGAUCCCCAAAGCACAUUACAUUCCAGACUUCAUCUCCGAACAGGAAGAGGCUUACCUCUUGCGACAGAUUUAUAAUGCUCCAAAACCAAAGUGGAAGUGCUUGGAGAACAGAAGGCUGCAAGUAUGGGGGGGAGACUUGACACCCUCGAAUAAACUUCUGGCUCAAGCAUUACCUCCAUUUUUGACUGAAUACCCAGAUAUUAUUGGGAGAUUAAGAUCUACAGGCGUAUUCUCAAAUUCAAGGCAUGGCGCACCGAACCAUAUCAUUGUCAAUGAGUAUCUUCCGUUGCAGGGUAUAAUGCCACAUGAAGACGGACCUUCGUACCACCCCGUCGUCGCUACAAUAUCGCUUGGCUCCCAUACAGUCUUCCACUACUAUCGAUAUAAACAGGAUGCGUCAUUCACCACGUCUGCUUCGGGUGCCGUGCAAGAGGAUGGAGUUCAGAACACCGACGAUAAACAUACUGAGCCGUCUGUCGACACUCUAUCCCAUUCACGAACGGCAUUGAAUGACGGCUUGGAAGAAGUUUUGAUCAAGCAGGAGACCAGGGAAAGCCGAGGACGUGUUAUCGACAUGUCAAAUCCAGUUCUCAGUCUCUUUCUCGAACCGCGUAGCCUCGUAAUCACGACUCGCGAUCUUUACACAGACCACUUGCAUGGAAUCGACCCACUCUCAGAAGACGUGUUUCUUCCUGCACGGACCACUUCUGUGUCUCCUGACCUGGGGCAACCGAAUUGCAGUAGUGAUGAAUUGGAAGGUAGUGUGCGAGUUGCGAAUUGGGACAUAGUAAAGGACCCUAAGGUGCGGGAGGUUGUGAGGAAUGGUGGAAGGUUGAAAAGAGGUGCCCGGAUAAGUUUGACGUGUCGGGAUGUGGAGAACGUCAUCAGCGUAAAGUCGUUGCGUUAAAUCGUCAUCCUAUUGAAAUCACAAGACCUGUAUCAAAUAACGAUGUAAUAAUACACGAAUGUAUCCAAAAUUCAAGUGUCCGAUGACACCGGUACGAAUACAAUCGGGAGUCCCUGCAAAGGUCCAUCACCG
Fomitiporia mediterranea MF3/22 is the source of this 1129-nucleotide messenger RNA. RefSeq lists its product as uncharacterized. NCBI's taxonomy places the organism in Eukaryota, Fungi, Basidiomycota, Agaricomycetes, Hymenochaetales, Hymenochaetaceae. The record is from RefSeq and is a predicted model, not a curated record. The transcript has 7 exons. The coding region runs from base 47 to 997 and encodes 316 amino acids.